UCCCACCUCUGCUUCCUUCCUCGAGAAGCAGAAGCACCACUAUAUAUAGAGAGAGGAGGAGGUGGGGGAGAGAUAAAGGGAGACGAAAGAACAAGGCAGAAAAGAAGGACCCAAUCCUCCACUCUUCAGUCUCACUCGCUCUAUUCAACCUCCAGAUGGAACCUGAAGAACUCCCUUCAACCUUGUCGUAUUAUGACAAUGACAAGAGGAAUCUUGAGCAGUUGCUUGAAACCUUUGGUUCUGUGGUUUCUCUUGAUGAUAUAGCAUCUGCUUAUUGUCAAUCAGGUCGCAAUCUAUACGCUGCCAGAAAUAUCCUGUGUAAUCUCCAAUGUUGCACCUCUAAAUCUUCCAUAUUUACGUCAGAGGAGGAAUUGCAGUCUGCAAAUGCAUCUUCAGUAUGUCCAUCAGAUAAUUCUGUGGAAAUGGCUCAAGAUUCUAAAUCAAAGCCUAGAAAAUCUCCAGCAUGCAUGGGAAUUGUCUCAAGUGUGAUUGGAAAACAGUAUGUCAUGCCCAAAACUUCAACUAAUGGAUCUUGCAAACCUAAACCACUUAUUUUGAAUUCAGAUGAUAUACCUGUAUCUGAAGUGUGGGACGAGAAAGAUUUUCUGAACUCUACAGAAAGGAGUGGCACCAUGAGCCAUGAUAUUGAAGAAUUCCUUUUUAAAAUGCUUGGAGAAGGCUUCUCUCUCAACAAGAGUGUGAUUCAGGAUAUUGUUGGCCAAUGCGGUUAUGAUGUGACAAAGAGCAUGGAUAAACUUCUGGAUUUGUCUGCAUCAACUCUGGGGAAGAGCGAUGAUGUUCUAAAAGCAUCUUCUGAGAAACCAAAACAAGGAUAUCACAACAUGGUAUCUUUGCUACCUGAGGACCAAAUCCCAUGCACUUCUUUUGAAAGUUUGAAGUAUACUCCUGACACUGGAAAUGUGGAGCACCAGGCUGAUAGGAGAAACAGGCAUGAUCUUGAGAAAGAAGUUUUAGGCACCCUGUUUACUGUUCGUCCAAGACCAGAGCCUGAACCUAAGAAGUAUCAUCCAAUGAAAGAAGUCAGGAGAUCAUCAUUGCACCACUUUAUUGUUGAAGAGCCUCUAAAAGAGACAGUAAUAGAAGACGAACCUGUCAUCAGAACAAAACAAGUUAGUGAAAACAGUAAUGAAGAGAAUGAGGAUGACUAUGACGUCUUGCGAAAAGCUGUGAUGGAGUACUGGACUACCAUGAAAGAGUAUUAUAAAGCUGCUGCUGAUGCAUUUGCCAUAAAUGAUCAUGAAAAAGCUCAUAAGCUUAUGGAAGAGGGUCAUUUCUUUAUGAAGAAGGCACGAGAAGCUGAUGAAAAAUCUGCUGAAAAGCUCAUUGAAAGCAAUGAUGAGGAAGAAAUGUUCGUCGAUCUGAAUGAAUUUGAGCCAAAAGAUGCUUUGCGCUUUCUGAAAAUUCAGUUGACUUCUCUUUCUGGCAUCGCAUCUUAUAAAUAUCUCAAGGUACUUGUGGGCAGCAAUGAGCAAAACGCCAAGAGUGGGCCUCGCAAGCGUCUGAUCACCAAAUUAUUGGAGAGGGAGAGCAUAACAUGGAGUGAAGAAGGAAAUGGCUGGGUAAUUGUGAUUCAGCUGGACGUGAUUGAUCCAAAGAAAUUGAGUUUUGGCAGGAAAUAAGCAGUCAUAUGUUGACAUGCUGUGUAGAAAAAGAGAUUUUAGGGUUAUAUCCAGAUGACACGUUUUGUGGUGUUUAGGGGAUUUUAUAUUGUUGGAAGCGUAAAGCAAGGACAUAUUAUCAAGCAUUUUGCUUCUCUACACUUUAAGCUGAUUGACAAUGGAGAAAAGAAUUCUCACGCUGCUGCAAACACAGGGAAAGUUUUCAGCUAUAAAUGGUGUUUUCGACAAAGUUUCUUCCCAAGAUGAAAGGUUGUUUUGGCAGGAAAUGCAUGUUAAAAUUUUGUGUUGCUUUGAGAUUGUAUGUAAACAUGAUGCAACGUGCUCACUUGAUUGAUGACUCUACUUCAAUGUAGACAAGUAUAUCUACUAAAUGUGGAUGUUUUGUUGCAUUAGAGCUUUCA
Coffea eugenioides is the source of this 2041-nucleotide messenger RNA. Its product is annotated as putative nuclear RNA export factor SDE5. The coding region runs from base 156 to 1640 and encodes 494 amino acids. The record is from RefSeq and is a predicted model, not a curated record. Lineage: Eukaryota; Viridiplantae; Streptophyta; Magnoliopsida; Gentianales; Rubiaceae. The transcript is spliced from 12 exons.